Molecule: messenger RNA, 5720 nt
Organism: Hydractinia symbiolongicarpus
Lineage: Eukaryota; Metazoa; Cnidaria; Hydrozoa; Anthoathecata; Hydractiniidae
Product: rho GTPase-activating protein 45-like
Exons: 29
Coding region: 297-4871 (1524 amino acids)
Biological process (GO): activation of GTPase activity; signal transduction
Molecular function (GO): GTPase activator activity
Source: RefSeq, a predicted model, not a curated record
AAAGAUUUAUAUACCUUUCCUUCCUCAGCUUUUUAAAACAAUAUUCCUGAGAUUUUAAUAACAAAACGAAUAACCAGUAUUUGUGUGUAGUUGUUUUUUAGUCUUUAAACUGUAAAGUACACCCCCGGUUUUAUUUGCUCUGGGUUUACUUCAAAACAUUGCAAAAAAAACUUAAACAAAUAUGCAAGUAAAAAGAAAGAAAUAUGGCUAUAUGUUUUUAUCUGAAAUUAAAGUUUCGUGAAACGAGCUAUGUAAAGCUAUUAAACUGAAAGAAAAGAAAAAAUAUAAUUAUCGAAAUGAUAAGAUCUAUGAUACCGGGUUUUAUAAAACGCAAAUCUAUGAGCAGCAGUACAAAGGACGAGCCGUAUUCCGAUUUGUUUAAAGAAACGGACGAGAGUCAUCAUGUAAGCGCGGAGAGUGCAGAUGAGAUACGAUUGUUACGCGAAAAAUAUGGACUGGGCUUAGACUCAGAUAGGCGAAUAAGUCAAACGGAUCACCAUAUAUUUCAUUCCAGUGCCAAUAGCAACAGUAGAGAUCAUCAGAAAAUAUGUGUAGAUAAUGAAGUUAAAGAGAUACAGCGCAUUCGUCAUAGAUACAGUGUCUACGAAGGAAUUUUUGGCUGUGGGCCGGAUUUAAGUAGUUUAAUUUUACCGAAUUUUUCUGUUAUAAAUACAAGUGAAAUUGCAGAUCCGCCAAUGGUUGAUCAGGAGGAUAUUAUCGCCCUUACUCGACAUGUUAGAAGUUUUUCAGAUGCUUUAAACAACCUGAGAAACACUUUUAAAGAAAGUUGUGUUGAUGGUGUGUAUAAUGAUGUUGAAUGUCAAUCUAUGGCGCAGAGCCGCCUUGGUGAUGUGCUUACUAUCCUGAAAGGUGUACUUUCCAAAUAUCCUCCACUUCACUCACCUGACAUUCUAGUUGCAGCUGCUAAUAUAAUAAAUAAGAUCAAAAAGUAUGAUUAUGCCGAGGGCGAAGAAGGACCAACAGACUUCUAUGCAGCUAUUGAUCAGCUUGCUCUUUCAUUCAGUAGUAGUGUUUCUGAUUUUCUUGUUGGUGAUUCAAAUUCAGCUAAUGCUGUUCUUGAUCAAGAUGAUGAUCAUAAUGCAGACCAUGAUAUGGAUGGAGAAGAAGAAUAUGAUUCUAAAUUCUUUUCGCAGGAUGAUUAUGACGAAGCUGAAAAAUUUAAUGAAAGCGAAGAUAGCCUAGAUCGUUUGCAAGGUUCAUAUGACUUGCAACGAGCAAGAGAUACAGCAUCUUUAGAAAGUGACGAAAAUGUCACACCGCCUCCUAAAGAAUCAAACCCUAAAAGAGACACUGCUUCUGAAAGAACUGAUGAACUGGACAGGACAUUAAAAAGCAUAGAAGGAAGUGUUGACAUAGCUUUGCAAAGAACAAAAGUUUGGGCAAAAUAUGCAAAGGAUAUACUAAAUUAUAUUGAAAGAAGGUCCCAUUUAGAAUUGGAAUUUAGCCGUCAAACAGCAAAGUUGGCACAUCAAACUAGAAAUAGUAUUGUAGAAGAGAGUUAUCUUCCAUUCCAAUCUAUCUAUGUUACAGCCUUGGAUAACGAUAUACAAUUUGCAAAUAAUUACCACAGGAAUUGUCAAACGCAACUACAGCAGAUUGUUGAUAAAUUAACGCAACGACAGAAAGACCAUGAUGCAAAGCGAUCUAGAAUAAAGACCAGUUGGAAAUCAGAGUGCAAAAAAUUGACUGAAAGUCGUGAAAAUCUUCGUGUGGCAAAGAAAUUGUAUAUCCAAAAGCAAAAAGACUUGGAAAAGUUCAACAAGCAGCAGUCGGAAGGUAAAGAUGAGAAAGGAGGUUUUUCCAUUGGCAAAAAGAAAGGUCAAGAAGAUUUUAUAAAAAGUGCUGAAGAGAGUGAAGAACAAUAUAGAACUUGUGUUGUUGCAGCUAACACUCAUCAACAGGAAAUCGAGAAAACAAAAACUGAACUUCUACUCGAGCUACGACAAUUAGUUUAUCAAUGUGAUUUAACAAUGAAAUCAAUCACUGUAGCAUAUUUUCAAAUGAUGAACAAAUUAUUGUCUCCAUUACCUAUCCAAUAUAGAGCGUUAGUAGAAAGUAGUAAUUUGUAUGAAGAAGGACAGCAGUUUGCAGAUUUUGUUCGUUUGCAGCAAUCUACAUGUAAUCAAGCUAUGUCACCAACAUAUCAGUUUGAUAAAUACAAAGGAGAAGGCGCUGACCGGCGAAUGCAGCAACGGCAUGCGACUGAUAACAAUCUUUUGUCCAUUUCAAGUGAGGAUUACAGUGUCGGUCUCACACGUCGUUUAAGCAUCAACUCGGCAGAAUCAGAUAAACCACCUUCUCCAGGAGGUCGUAAGGUGAAGCAAGCUUGGGGAAGUUUACCCAGGAAUAAGGGAUCAGCAACUGACGACACAGACAGCGUAAGUAGCCGUUCCCUACCAGGCACUCCUCAAGGUAGUCCAUCAUCUCCACGAAAAGCUCUAAAAACAGGAUACUCAGCAAAUGAAAAUUAUUUGGAUGAUGAUCAUGGGGAACUAAAAGAAGCCAUAAUGAAAAGUUCAAAGCAAAUGCCAGGACUUUUUAAAAAUCAAAAAUUAUCUGCUGCGGCCAAAAUGCACAAGUUUCGCAAACUACGUUCACCAUCAAAAUGUAAAGAAUGUGAUAGUUAUGUUUAUUUUAAUGGUGCUGAAUGUGAAAGGUGCGGAAUUAUAUGUCAUAAAAAAUGUUUGGAAAAGCUAGCAAUCAAAUGUGGAAACAAGCGUCUUCCAAGAAAGAUGACGACCUUUGGUGUUGAUUUCCAUCAACAUUUGGCUGCGACAAGGCGUAAAGAUAUUCCAUAUAUUAUUGAGAAAUGUAUUGAUGCUAUUGACGAGUGUGGUUUAGGAUACAAAGGAAUAUACAGAGUUUCUGGUGUGAAAUCUAAAGUCGAGAAAUUAUGUCAGCAAUUUGAAACUGGUGGUGAUUUGGUGGAUUUAUCAACGACACCUCCUCACUUUGUUGCAUCUGUACUCAAGUUAUAUCUACGCCAGCUACCUGAACCAUUAUUGACAUUCAAGCAAUAUCAGAAUUUUAUUCAGGUUGCGAAGGAUUCGAUGAAUUUAAAGUUAGGUGCGAAUGAGAUUGAACACAUGAAUAGUGCUGAUGCAGCCCAAUAUGAAGAGAAUAUUCGUCAACUACAUGAAAUUGUAAAGCAACUACCGCCGUCGAAUUUUUACACAGCUGCUAAGCUUAUAAGACAUUUAAAAAGAGUUGCUGAGAAUUGCGAAGAGAACCAAAUGUCGUGUGCAAAUCUUGCAAUUGUGUUUGGUCCUACUCUACUGCGACCUGAGGGUGAUCCCAGUUCUUUAGCAGCUGUGAUGGACAUGUCACAUCAAACGAAAGCUGUCGAGUUACUCAUUCUGAAUAGCCAUAUAUUCAGCGUGGAUGAUACCGGAGAACUGGACAUAGAAACAUUGAUUGGUGAGAAAUACAGAGCACCAUCAUCAACGAAAGUGAAAAAAAAAAAGAUGAGAGAACUUGCGGAGAAGUCUCCAAGAAGUAAUGCCGAUCACGCUCGUGAAGACAGCAACCUAAGUGUCGGAACAGAGUUUAGUCAAGAGCUGAUGUUUAUGAUGGAAAGCUCGCAAAAGCGAAUGGAUGAAGAUCGACAGAAAACGGAAGAAAUGUCGCCUGGUCAACUUCCUGGACAAGCUCUUACGGAAGAUUAUGACAACACGGAUCCGGACAGAGAAUCAGAUAUACUAAGCGACCUUCCCGACCUUCCGAAAACACUUUCUUACAAUAAAAGCAUGAGCAUGGGGUCAGAAACAACUGAUUACGACUCUGGACACUCUAGAUUAUCGUCUCAAGGCUCGUGGCCAGCAAAUGGUGUUCAAUUUGAGUCAACAAGUCCAGUUAAUCUUCCAGAUGCCUCAUCUCCAAACGAUGAAGACGAUGAUGUAUGGAUGAGCAAGUUCGGCCAAGAUAUUCUUCCAAAACACAGAACUGAGUCUGUUACUGAGAUUAAGCCCGAAGGAGCCGGUGGUUUUCAGUCCACUAAGAAGAAGAACACAUCAACGAGUCGGUUAGAAACCACAACUUAUUCUUUCUCGUUAGGCAGCGCACAAAAACAAUCAGAGGAUGUGGGACAGGAGGGUGGGAUUAAAGAAAUUCCGAUAAGUCCUGGUUCCGACGAUACGAGCACGUGUUCCGAUGCUGAACCUUCACCGUGGGUUAAAAGAGACGGUAUCGAACGAGUUCCAGUUCGUAAGCAUUUAAAAACAGUUAACAUUAAAGCAACCACGAGUAUUACUAGCGUACAAACUAAUCAAGUGUCAUCGCCUGAACUCUCUCCCACGGGACUAAGAAGUACGCCUUUUAGCUUAACUGAUUCCCUGUCGGCAAAUAAACAAUCAACCGCGAUAGAGCGGGAUCGAUUUUCCUCCACAACUUCAACGGACUCAGAGAAAGAUAGCCAACAAUUAAUGUUAAAAGUUGGCACAGCAUCCAAACAGCUGCGAGAUGUACAAGAAUCAAAAGAUAGAGAGUUUGAAGUUACUGUGCCAACUUCACCGACUAGAAGUCCUCCAGCUGUUUUACCGAAGCCUAAGAAGCCGUUAGACAAAAAAAGCUGGACGGCGGAUCUUAUUAAAAGUAAAAGUCAGUCUUUACCAGAACCUCCGCAUCCUGGUUCAUUGAAUGAUAAACUGUUAAGCAGGCGGCAAGAUGACACAAAACCGGAAGAAGUACGCAUGUCCAGAACUUCUUCUCUGAAUAAUAAAUCUGUGAAGGAGAUCUUAACUAAAUUUCAAGACACUCCAUCGUUGAGUUCAGAUAGUAGUGAGUCAACAACGGCUGUUAAAAAUGACUUAUUGAAUCAAGAAAAUAACAUUGCGGAGGAAAAAUACGUAUAACAAUAAAUAUACGCUUGACGUCAAAUAUGCCGUUGAGACGACGUAUGGUCGUAGUAUUUCGACGUGUUUGUCGUUGAUAAUUUAGAGUAAUCGGUGAAAGAAAAAGAAUCGAAAUUUAUAUACCAAAUUAUUUUUUUAAAAAAGUUAUAAAUCCAUAUGUGAAAUUCUAUUUUUUCAACACAUUAUUUUCGUGACGUCUUUAUUUUGUGUUAACGCUUAAAAUACUUUUAACUCAAAACUUUAUUUAGUUUCAGUCUUUUUCAUGUUUUUCUGCACGGCUAAGUUCCCUGAUUGUUUGUUUUGACAGGGCAAAAUAAAAGCUAUAUAUUUCCUAUAAAUACUGUUUAAAAUAUUUGUAAGCAAUUUCAAAAGUAUAUUUUGUAUCACUUGUAUAUGUUUAUAUCCUCCCCGUACCCAGCUUCUCGAAUUUUUUAGUAUUCUAAGCAAAUUGGGAGACCUGGUUUAUAGUUUAUUUUUACCUUUUUUUUGUGAUUAUUAUAAGCAUCUGAUUUAUUUAUUUUUUUUAAAAGAAAUUUUUUUUAUCUCGAAAUGCGGCUCGCACGCAUCAGAAACCCUGCCACCGAUUACGCCCGCUGGCGUUAAAUUAAAAUUGUUAACGCCUAAACCUUUGGCGCCCAUUGGAAAAAUGGAUUUCUUUGAGGGCGAGUGUUCAGUGUUAGAAAAAGAGACAAAACAUCUUGCUUAUUUCAAAGGAGGAGUGCAGAUGCCCUCUCCGAGAGAUCUUUUAUAAUGACUAUUUUCCGUUGUUUUAAUUAGCUCAAAUCACGAUGUAUUUAUAUAAAGAUGUGAUUUUAGAUUUCAAGUAGAAUAUACACGAAAGUGUUGUCA